AUGUCUUCAGCUGGUCGUCCUCGCGUAGUCGUUAAUGGAAUUAGACGAACGAGAACGUUCCACCACUUCUGGUGCUCAAAUUGCCAACGUACCGUUAGAACGACCUUUUCAAACGCAUACGAUACUUCGUGUCCCUAUUGCUCCGACGAGCUUCAUCUCGAGCUCGACGUUUCAAGUCCGCGGCUUCUAAGAACAUCCGAUCAGCCGACCACCGGCCGGUUAUUCGAAAACUUGGCCCUCCUUUUAGACCCCACAAUAAGCCUGCCAUCCCGAGAGCCCGCCAAUUUCGGUAGGAGCAGGGGCGGAGCACUAGAGCCACACCUUCUCGAGGGUAGGAGAGAAGAAUGGCUAUAUGACACAGAAGAAGGUCCAGGUCCAAAUCUUCAAUCAUGGAUUACCCUCCAAUUCGGAGAAAACAACCGAGGCGGCAACGAAGAUGAUCAUGACAUUGAGCGAAAUGAGAUCCUCAGAGUUGGGACGGCGCGGAACGGCAUCCAACAACGUCGUCCUGGGCCACAACCGGCGUCGAGGACGGCCAUCGAGGCUUUGCCGACGGUGAAAGUGACGGAAAGUCAGUUGAGGAAUGAGCCGAUCUGCGCGGUUUGCAAGGAGGAGUUCGAGGCCGGUGGGGAAGUGAGAGAGUUGCCGUGUAGACAUUUCUAUCACUCUGAUUGCAUUGUCCCUUGGCUGAGACUUCACAAAACUUGUCCCGUUUGUCGUCAAGAGAUUGAUGAAUCAGGAGAUUUUGCCAAUGCUACUUUUGAGGACGAUCAUGGCCGGAGCUUUGAAGAAUUUGUGAGCAAUUCAUUGCGCUGGCGGUGGAAUCAGAUUCUUUCUUUCUGGCCAUUUCGUGCUUUUAUCGAUUAUUGGACGCAAAGGAGCUUGGAUUUUCCGCGUCUAAAUAUGCUUGGAGUUGGAGCCAGAUCUUGGUGGCCUUCUCGGCUCAUUCUCUAGCUUUGAGUAUUGCAGCAGCCACAAAAAGAAUUUCCGAAUAUUUGAGAACUUACCAGGUAACAAUUAAGG
Molecule: messenger RNA, 1023 nt
Organism: Morus notabilis
Lineage: Eukaryota; Viridiplantae; Streptophyta; Magnoliopsida; Rosales; Moraceae
Product: E3 ubiquitin-protein ligase RZF1-like
Exons: 4
Coding region: 1-954 (317 amino acids)
Biological process (GO): protein ubiquitination
Cellular component (GO): cytoplasm
Molecular function (GO): ubiquitin protein ligase activity
Source: RefSeq, a predicted model, not a curated record